This is a messenger RNA of Dibothriocephalus latus, 1335 nucleotides long. NCBI's taxonomy places the organism in Eukaryota, Metazoa, Platyhelminthes, Cestoda, Diphyllobothriidea, Diphyllobothriidae. The record is from the annotation of a GenBank genome assembly.
AUGUCCAGCAAGAUCGUUGUCAGUGCUGCCGAUGACGAUUACUCAUACGAAGAUCCGCCAACUGCCGCAAAUAACCCAAAGGCCAAACCUAAUAAAUAUUUGAUUCUAGUUUUAUCCCUACUGCUUGCUCUGUUAGUAGUUGGGAUAAUCGUUAUCAUCACCCUGUACGUCGUCGCAAACAACGUUGGAUACGCAUACGCUCUGAUGAUAGAUGCCGGAUCAACAUCUUCAAAAAUAUCCAUAUUAAAGUGGUUGGAUUACCCUUUUCGUAAAAAUGGUUGGGUCGAACAAGUGAACUACAAAGUAGAAGAACCAGGCAUUUCAGCAUAUAGCGACAGUCCGCCAGAGGCAGGCGAGAAACUGCUUCCUGUUUUGAGAAAUAUGUUACUGGAAAAUGUUCCCGAAGAGAAACGCGAAUCAACAUCGCUUUACUUGGCAGCCACUGCGGGGAUGCGUUUACUUGAUAUCAAUGAGCCUCUGAAAUCGGACGCCAUCCUACAGAACUUGCGCCAGCAAUUGCCAAGCGCCGGCGCGACUGUUCACAAUGUUUUCUCGGAUAUUCGCAUAAUAACUGGAAAUACAGAGGGUCGUUAUGGUUGGGUCGCUGCAAACUAUCUGGAUAAAAAACUGGGAGACCCCGAGGGUAUGCCUCCGAAGCCGGCAAACGAAAUGGUUGGUAUGCUUGAUCUCGGGGGUGCCAGUACUCAAAUCGCUUUCGUGCCUGCGGGAACCGGUCCAGCACAACAUACAAUGCCAAUCAACAUGUUUGGCCAGAGCUAUAAUUUAUAUAGCUACAGCUUCCUCUGUUAUGGAAAAGAGGCAAAUAACCGCAGAUAUCUUGCACAACUCAUAUCGAAAGCCAACACAUCUACUUCGAACAUGCCUUCAAAAUUAAAAAUAGUUGGUGAGGGCAAUACAAGUAAAUGCAAUGCGGAAGUCAGCCGGCUCUUUCCCAAGAAAGAAUGCACCCAGGGAACCUGUUCCUUCAAUAAUGUCUAUCAACCGGCUGUGCGUGGCAAAUUCUUUGCCUUUUCAGGCUUCGUUUUUGUCAUUGACUUCCUGAAGUUCCCAACUGGCGGGAAGAAUCUUACCAGGUCACAAGUAAGAGCUGCUGUGGAUGCAUUCUGUCACAAGAACUGGAGUGAGGUGAAUGCGACAACUAAGCCAAGCACACUCAAGUAUGUUGCCAGUUACUGCUUUGAUGGACAUUAUAUUGAAAACCUUUUGGAUGGCUAUGGCUUCAAAGAGGACGGCAGUUGGCGAAAUAUCGAAUUUGCAAGAAAGGUAAUUAAUUCAUUUAAAGACUUUAGUACUUUUCAAAGAAGGACUGAAUAA